GUGUAUUAUAGAGUAGGUUACAAUGCAGUUGAGUGACUUUAAACAACUGCGUUUUUUUCCUGAUCACCAUUGCAGUCGACUGUAAAUUCUGGGUUGAUAAACAGACUGAAACCCAUGUACGGAGAGCCGCGUAUAUUCUGGAAUAUUCAAGAUCAUUUAUCAAUACCUCUGAACUGAUUACCGCUUCCGUCUCUGUAGUUCCGCCUAGAAUUAUUUGCGGGUAGAUGGUUGUAGUUCGUGGACUACAAGUCCCAUACUCUUUUAGACUUGACAGAUAAGCGGAGCAAAAAUUCCACGCGAUUAGGAUAGAGUAAGCAAGAGAGGGAGAGAGAAGUCGCGUUUUCUGACUGAGGUAAAGGUAUGACCGAAACGCACGGCGUAAGCAACAAAAUCUGUGCAAAAUGGUGAAGGAUCAAGAGGUCGAACGCAUUGCGAAGAAACUGGACAAAAUGGUGCAGAAGAAAAACACGGAUGGCGCUAUCGAUUUGUUAAGAGAACUUAAGAAUAUGAAGAUGUCGCUGGAGACGCUACAGUCCACAAGGAUCGGCAUGUCUGUGAAUGCUGUGAGGAAGCAGAGUUCUGAAGAAGAGGUACAAACUUUGGCCAAGUCUCUCAUAAAGGUCUGGAAGAAACUUCUGGAUGGCGCAGAGGGAAGAGUGGAGGAGAAGAAGAAAAGUGCCUCACCUCUUCAGUGUUCAUCUAAGGACAGUCCUGGCUCCAGUGACAGCAAGAAGUCAGAACCGCCUAAGACCCCUUCCAGCCCGUCUACUCCGACCACCCCCACCACCCCCACCACCCCAAAGUCCACGUCCUUCCCCCCGGCCCCCGUCACCACCGACAGCGUGCGCACCAAGUGCAGGGAGCUCCUGGUGGUAGCUCUGCAGGUUGGCGAUGACUACAAAACGAUUGGAGCCGACUGCGAUCAUCUAGCAGCCCAGAUUGAAGACUUCAUCUAUCAGGAGUUCAAGUCCACGGACAUCAAGUACAAGACCAGGCUGAGGAGCCGCAUCUCCAACCUCCGAGACCAGAAAAACCCCGACCUGCGGCGCAAUGUUCUGUGUGGGAACAUCUCACCCGAAUGCAUGGCCAACAUGACCGCAGAGCAAAUGGCGAGUAAUGAGCUGAAGGAGAUCAGGAAAAACAUGACUAAGGAGUCCAUCCGGGAGCACCAGCUCUCUAAAGUGGGCGGCACCGAGACGGACAUGUUCAGCUGCGGCAAGUGCAAGGGCAAGAACUGCUCCUACACACAGGUGCAGACGCGCAGUGCUGAUGAACCCAUGACCACCUUCGUGCUGUGCAAUGAGUGUGGGAACCGAUGGAAGUUCUGUUGAGUGGAUGGACAAUCUGGAUUCUUCAACUAGAAAAAAAAUGGAGAACUACAUUUGAAGAAAUACUUUUGUUACGAUCCUUUUAGUAAAAUAUACAUGCUUUUUUGUCAUAACGCUGUAAUAUAUUCCACAUGGAUGCUCUUCUCUAAAAGACAAUAGAUGUACAUUAUUUUGUGUUUUUUUUUUCUACCAGUAAUAAUUCAUUUCUUUGUUAAUUUUUUAUUAACCAUUGGACAGGCUUUGUCAGCCUCAGCUGUUUUGUUUGCUCUUAAAGAUGGCUUGUGCCUUUCUUUUGCCACUUAGCCCCUCCUCUUCCAUGGUGCUCCUAGUUUUACACAACUUUCUGCUGGUUCUAGAGGUGUUGUGUGAAAGUGUUCUAAAGCUUGCAUACGUAGAUUAUGCAUACUCCAUACCUCUUUUUUGUAUUUGUUUUUGAUUGCCUUCUCCAAUUAUGGAAGAGAUGUUUUUUGAGUAUGAAGUGUAAAAAAACAACAGACUGCUGAGAGAGAAUGUGUGUUUUUUUUCAGGUGUGUGUGUGCGUGUGUGCGUGUGUGCGUGUGUGUGCGUGUGUGUGUGUGUGUGUGUCUGUCUGAGAAAGAGAGAGAAUUCCUCCGUUUAUACUUUGAACGAAGGUAAUGGCAAUAACAGCCUAGUGAACCUUGUUGAGCAGGUUGGUGGACUUUGAUAAAUUUCACAUGAGCACCUGUGAUUGCAUUAAACGAAGUCUGACUCCUGCUA
Clupea harengus (Atlantic herring) is the source of this 2066-nucleotide messenger RNA. RefSeq names its product transcription elongation factor A (SII), 2 (gene tcea2). Gene Ontology annotation, molecular function: zinc ion binding; nucleic acid binding. NCBI's taxonomy places the organism in Eukaryota, Metazoa, Chordata, Actinopteri, Clupeiformes, Clupeidae. Gene Ontology annotation, biological process: transcription elongation by RNA polymerase II; DNA-templated transcription. The record is from RefSeq and is a predicted model, not a curated record. Gene Ontology annotation, cellular component: nucleus.